Messenger RNA from Solea senegalensis (Senegalese sole), 2841 nucleotides. It is a transcript of the gene lg19h17orf75, whose product is annotated as linkage group 19 C17orf75 homolog. The record is from RefSeq and is a predicted model, not a curated record. Gene Ontology annotation, cellular component: trans-Golgi network. The coding region runs from base 225 to 1517 and encodes 430 amino acids. The transcript has 9 exons. NCBI's taxonomy places the organism in Eukaryota, Metazoa, Chordata, Actinopteri, Pleuronectiformes, Soleidae.
GGUACACCCGAUGACAGAGUAGCUUGCGCAGUAGACAAACAAGGGAGAAAAGCUAGAACAAGCUUGUUGAUGCAUAUUUUUUCUUAAUUUAUCUUAAGCAUUAAUCCCAUCCUCAGUCAUACAUUUACACGAAUAACCCAGAUAAACAUUUAAAGUAGCACGUCUCGGGGUGUGUUCUACCGUGUCAGUCGGCUGCUAGCUUUCUCCUCUGCAGCAGUGGAACAAUGUUUACCUCCCAAACCUCGUCCUUCCAGGAUUCAAUCGACGUGGAAGAGAGAGAUGAUUUUGACAGUGAGGAAAUAGCAGGCUACAAUCAGAAAAGCCAGCUGAAUUGUUACUACACCAUCUAUCUCUAUCAAGGCACAAGAUCUGAGGCUUCUGGGGAAAAUGUGGCAUGGAACCAGAGAAGAGCAGACUCCACAACCAGUCAUGAAGACUUUAGCCUGACACUGAUUGAUAGCAGCCUGCCGUCAGAGGCAGAACCGGAGCUGCGGACCUACAUUUCAAGGAGGCUGAGCAAAGGAGCCCUUCUUGGAGGCAUGGGCAACAUCGCCACUGUGGAACUCAGGCAAUCAUUUAACAUAUUUCCAAUAACAACAUUUUGGAAUCAAUAUUUUUUUUAUCCUGAAACCAAAGAAUCAAGCUGGUUCACCCAAAUAUGUUCAACAUGUGCUCCUUCCAGUAUUCCAGAGGAGUCAGUUGGCUGCUAUUGCUGUCUCCUGGAGCAGGAAAGGUCUCCUGAACAGCCUGAUGCUGAUGGUAAUGGAUAUGUCAUCUGCUUCAUGGGCGGCUCAGAAAAAGGACUGAACUUAUUUAGAAUAGAGCUUGAUAAAUAUGUUCAAGGCCUGCAUUGCAGCCUGCAGACCCCAGAGCUGCAAAACCUUGAGACUGAGGUGCGUCCCUAUCUGAGCCGGUGGUUUGACGAGUCUGUCAUGCACAUUUACAGAGUGGUACAGCUGGUCCAGAGCAACAUCAGCUUCUUGCUUCAUGCUGCUCUGAGUCAGACACAUGUGGAGGUCAUCAAUUCAGAGGAGCGGACCAAAGCAGAUGUGUCAAGGUUCAUUAAAGCAGCCAGUUUGCAGGGUCUGUCCCAACAAGACCCCACAGCAGCUUCUUUGUGUAAGGCCAUCUCAGAGGACACUCAGUCCAACCUGGUCAUAGACUGCUCUGUCAGCCCACCCAUGCUCACGCACACUGUCAGUAAUCGUUUCUGUGAUGACUGGAUUCAGGCAUUUUUAAAUGCUGCGGAGCGCUGUAAUCCCUUCUUGCUCAGGCAGAUUCUGGAGAACUUCAAGCUUAAGGCCAUCCAGGACAUGAACAGCCUAAAGCGCUUUGUGCGGCAGGCUGAGAUGAGUCACUAUGCCCUGUUCCGCUGCUGCCAGUUUCUGCAAGGCUGUGGAAAUGGGGAUGUGUUGCUGCAGAAUGCCAGGGCGGAGCACAGUGACCUGCCUGAAGCCUGCAGCAUCAUCGCCGUGCUGGAGGAGUUCAUCAAGGAACAGUCCCAAGCUCAGGCCUGAUUCCAAUAACGACACGCGACUCCAAGUAACUUUACUACAACUGCCUUGUCCAGUUGGUUCGUAAGACAGACUCCUCUACCAGCCACAAAGCAGACAAUAAAGUAUCAUAAAUACAAACUCAGCACAACCCAUUUUAAACAUAGCAUUGCCCCUAUGAAACAUGGCGGUGUGGCAGCUUUUCAUUGAACAGCUGUCGUCAGUUUCCUCUUCUGCUUCAUGUAGAAAAGUAGUCAAAUCGGAAAUAUGUACUGGAAAAUGCUGACAACUCCGUUUCUUUGAACGCAUCUUUGUAAAAACUAUAAUAUGUAGUUCAUUCAUUCAGCAAAAUCCCAGCACUAAUCUUAACAAUUAAAAGUUAGUUGUUUAUUAAACUGUACAACAAAGCUCUCAGUGAAGGUGAACUUAAAAAAACUGAAAGAACAGCACUUUUACAGUCUCAUACCCUUUUAAUUACAGCUUUUACAUGAGGUUAGUGCAUAUACAGAACUUUGAACCAAAUACUACCACUCAUGUUUUGCUAACUGACGAUCUCAACACAGAAUUGAUCCAAAUUAAGCUCCUGCUCAUUGGCACAGAUUUAUUUCUUCCUAAUAUGAUGACCAAACACUAUUUUCUUACUUUUUUGUAUUUUAUUUGAUUGAACAUGUUUUCCUUUGUGAAAAAAAACACAUACAGGAUGCACAAAUCACUUUUAUGCUUUGCUUGUAACAUACGCCUUAUUUGAUGUGUGUGUCCUUGCUCUUUAUCCUUUCAGCUCAGUUCUUGCACUACUCUAUUAUUUUUAUUUGUCUGGAUGUCAAUUGUAUGAUAUUGGGCUUCUGUUUAAUUCUCUCAAAAUUCAGUAUUGUAGACGACGAAUAUUUGAAUAUUAUAUAAUGUGUACAUUAGAGCAAAUUAUUUGAUGUUUAUGAACAUUUUCACAGCCUUCACCAGCUCACACGCUUGUGAGAAGUAAACGGACACCAUGUGACCAAUCACUCACUGUAUCUACAUUUAUUUGAAAAAAUAAAUCUGCAAUACUAACAUUAACAGAGAAACAUGUUUUAAAGAGUAGUAAAAUUGAAUACAAGAUGACAGAAAACAAACUCAUAAUAAUAAUAACUUUAACCAAGUCCAAAGUGUGAAGUUCAGCAAUAUCAACGGUAGUGGUGUAAACCUGUAAACUGUGAACCAGGUGACAUGGAAAUGAGUCAUUUUAUUGUUGUGAAUAUUGGUGUGUUGUUGACCCAUGGUGCAUAUGUGUGGACAUUAUUGUACAGUGUGUUCUCUGUAGAUAUAAGUGGUCGCAUGGAGAUGAAAUAAAUAAAUAUGACAGUGGAACCUC